Messenger RNA from Aureococcus anophagefferens, 10569 nucleotides. RefSeq lists its product as hypothetical. The coding region runs from base 1 to 10569 and encodes 3522 amino acids. Gene Ontology annotation, cellular component: membrane. Gene Ontology annotation, molecular function: protein binding; beta-N-acetylhexosaminidase activity; voltage-gated potassium channel activity. The transcript has 8 exons. Gene Ontology annotation, biological process: regulation of membrane potential; potassium ion transmembrane transport; carbohydrate metabolic process. The record is from RefSeq and is a predicted model, not a curated record. NCBI's taxonomy places the organism in Eukaryota, Pelagophyceae, Pelagomonadales, Pelagomonadaceae.
AUGGUGGCCGAGGGCGGCUACGCGGACGUGUCGUCCAUGGACGCCGUGAUCCGGGAUCUGGAGAGCCGCUACGACCGGCUCCAGGGCCUGCGGCAGCACUUGGGGACGGACGUGGCCAAGGAGAAGCUGCUGGCGCAGAUCGGCAUGGUCGACCCCGUCGACGCGUCCGCGAGCCGCGACGAGCGGCGGCGGCUCAAGAAGCGGCUCCUGCGGGAGCUCGACGGCGAGAAGGACCACCUGCGGAAGACGCUCGACGUCGUCGAGGCCGCGCGGCGCGCGGCGCCGCGGCCCGCGGGCGCCGCGGGCCCGCGCGCGUGGCGGCCCGCGUCCGCGUCCGCGAGCCUCGGCCGGUCGGCGCCGCCCGCGGCGACGCCGAAGCCCCGGGGCUCCGCCGUGACCGCCGCCCGGGCGAAGCGCGCGCUGCCCAAGGGGGAGGACGAGGACGCGGCGAUGCUCGCGCUGCACCGCGGCGACGGCUCCGUGGGCAGCGGCGCGCACUUUCUCUCGACGCCCGCGAAGCUGCCGCCGCCCCAGGGCCCGGCGCCGCCGCACCCCCUGGAACUGGGCCGCGCGUCCCUCGAGGGCACGGUCGUCCUCACGCAGGACUCCGUCGGGCCCGGAGCGUUCGCCGCGAACGCGACGAGUUCCCUCGCGACGCCGAACAUGCGACCGGCGACGGCGGAGGCCACGGUGCACACGCGCGAGCCGCGGAGCCCCGAGGCCGUCGACGACCUCCUCGCGCGCGCGCGCGCGGCCGUCGCGGACCGGAACCGGCCGCGGUCCGCCGCGCGGCGGCCGCGGUCGCUGCGGCCGCGCGAGCCGAGCCUCGCGGGCUACGGCAACGGCGGCUACUUUUUGACGGACGUGCUCCGCGAGUGCUACGCUCUACGCGAAAAGAUCCGGUCCGACCCCGUGCUCGUCGCCGCGGGGCGCCGCGACGCCGGCGGCGCGCGGCGCCGGAGCCCCGCGAGGAAGCCGUCGGCGGACGCGGCCGCGCCCGCGGCCGCGCCCGCGGUCGGCGCCACGACGACGCUGCUCCUCGAGGCGGGCGACGACGGCCGGCCGGAGGAACCUCCAUCGCCGCCCAAAUCGCGGGAAAACUCGCCCGUCGGCCGCCUCGACGCGCUCCGGGGCCGGCGCCGCCGCCGCCACCGCCGCCGGCCCAAAUCCGCGCCGAGCUCCGUGAGCGACCACCUGCUGAAGACGACGGCGUCGUCGUCCGUGAAGAACGUGGGCCGCCGCGAGAGCCGCCACCGCCACGCGGUCAACAACUGGUUCUCCGCGUCGCACGCGUACAAGGCCGACGCGCCGAAAUUGGACAAGCGGACGCGGUCCGAGACGAUCCGCGACGGCGACGGCCGGGGCUUCUUACAGACGACGACGGAGUCCGCGGGCCGCGACGUCCACAGUCGCGAGCGCAUGGAGUCGAUGAUCACGCGCGAGAACGCGAACUGGUUCAGCCCGUCGUCGAAGACCAAGGCCGUCGCGGCCCACGGCGACGCGCCGCCGUCGCCGGACCGGUCGCCCGAGAGCCGGUCGCGGCCCCGGUCCGCGCCCGCGGGCGCGCGGUCCCCCGCCGACGACGACCAGGGCUCCGGCGCCUCGCCGGGCCGGCCGCGGUCGCCCGGCCGCCGCGCGUCGUCCGCGGGCGCGGCCCGCGGCGGCCGCCGGCGGUCGAGCGCCGGCCCGCGGCGCCGCUCCGUGUCGCGCCGCGAGAGCCGGCGGCCCCACAGCGCGCCCGCGACGCGGAGCCGGUCGCCGAGCCGCCGCAGCUCCGCCGCGCGGCCGCGGUCCGCGUCGCCGCCGCGGCGGCGCCGCGACGACGACGACGACGCGCCGCGCGCGCGGCCCCAGACCCAGAAGUUCGGCCGGUCGUCGCCCUUCGCGCGCGCGCCGCGGCCGAGCCGCCUCGACCCGAGCUACGACGGCCCCUGGCGCCUCGGGGAGAUCGGCUGGUUCCGCAUCCCGGAGGACAAGAAGGCGCCCAAGGACGCGGAGCCGCGCUUCCUGCGCGUGCGCGUGUCGUCCGUGCACCUCCGGGACCGCGACUCCGGCGGGGGCAUCGGGAGCCUGACGCUGGCGGCGCUGCGGGGCGGCAAGGUCGACAUCCCGCGCGAGUACCUGCGCGAGUACCAGGUGCCCUUCGACGCGUCGCCCGACGCGGUGAGCCGGCGCCCGCCCGGCGCGCCGCCGCCGCUGCAAAAGGCCAGGAGCGCGCCCCACCUCUCGCCGGGAAACGGCGAGGCGGCGGCGCCCCUCGCGAACGUCGGCCAGGGCUACGUGAAGAUCGCGAAGCCGCUCAACGAGGACGCGCGGAAGAGGGGCCGGAAGUCGCGGCGGACGACGAACCCGCAGGCCAUCGCGUCGGAGAUCCUGCGGCGGGGCGGGCGCAUCUCGGAGGUGCUGCGGGUCACGGCGGAGGCCUACGAGCGGCGCGAGCAGCGCGCGAACGCCGCGAAGACGAUGCAGCGGAAUCUGCGGAUCCUGUGCGGCGUGCCGAAGAAGGGCGACCGCAUGACCUUGGGCGACGCCAUCCUGCGCUACCGCCUCCACGUGCGCCACGACGUGAGCCACACCAUCGAGGAGGAGGACGAGGAGGAGGAGGCGUCCGCGGCGACGCGCAUGCAGGCGAUCAUGCGCGCGCGGCGCGACCGCGAGGCCGUCAAGGGCCGCCACGCGGCGGCGGCGAAGCUCCAGCGGCUCCAGCGCAAGCGGAGCUUUCGGCGGAAGCGCCGCGGCAGCGAGUUCCGGCGCGACGCCGAGCUCCGCGGGCGCGGCGCGGACUUCGUGAGCCACGACCGCGACGACGCGCUCUACCUCGACAGCCCCUUCCCGAACCAGGAGACGGCGGCGCGCGCGCUCCAGGCGCGGCUCCGCGGCGACCGCGCGCGCAAAGACCGCCGGCGGGAGCACGCGGGCGCGUCGCGGCUCCAGGCGCGCGUCCGGGGCCGCCGGUCGCGCGCGGCGGCGUCGCGGACGCGGAUCCUCCGCGACUUCGCGCCGGGCCCGGCGAGCCGCUUCGCCGACGCCGACGCGGCGGCGCGCGUGCUCCAGCGGUCCGCGUCGGCGGGCCGCCUCCGCGCGUCGCCGCCGCCGAGCCCGCCGCCGCCGCGGCCGCGGGCCGUCGACGUCGACGAGCACCGGCGCGAGCUCGCGGCCCUCGACGCCGCGGACGAGGACGCGCGCGCGCGCGGCGCGGAGCGCGAGCGCGAGUUCCAGGACGCGCGCGUGCGGUCGCUGCAGGCGCGCGUCCGCGGCGGCUGCGCGCGGCGGCGCGCGCACAAGCACGCGCGGCGCUCCGUCGUCGAGCAGCGCCAGGCGCUCGCCGAGGCGCUCAUGGACGUCGAGGGGUCGCGGCGCCAGGCCGAGGAGGCCCUCGCGGCGGAGCGCGCGGCGGCCGCGGCCGCGCGCGACGAGCAGAACCGCGACCACGCGGCCAAGGUCCUCUUCUACGAGGAGGAGCUCAAGGCCGCGGCCUGGCGCGCCGCGCAGCAGCGCGAGCUCGAGGCGACGGUGCGCGACCGCGACGCGGCGCUCCAGGCGACGCGCGGCGAGCUCGCGGCGACGGUCCGAGGCGCCCAAACCGAGGCCGCGCGGCUCGCGGCGUCGCUCCAGUCCGCCGAGGUCGACCGGCUGCGGAGCCGCGAGGCGCUCGAGGCGGCGGCCGAGGCCGCGGAGGCGAGCGACCUCAUGGCCAGGAGCUUACGGGCGAAGCUCGCGGACGCGGACGCGGCCGCGCGGGCGCGCGACGCCGAGGCCGCGGCCGCGGCCAAGGACCUCGAGCUCGAGAAGGCCCACCGGUCCAACGCGGUCAAGGACCUGCAGCUCCUCGAGCACGACGCGGCGCGGCGGCUCCGCGAGCGCGACGCGGCCGUCGCCGAGCUCGAGGCGGCGGCCGCGGCGGCGGCGCGGGACCACGCGGACCGCGCGGAGCUCGCGCGCCAGACCGUGGAGCACCUGCGCCGGACGGCCGCGGACCGCGAGGACGACGCGCGCGCGGCGUCCGCGGCGCUCGCGGAGGCCGCGGUGGCGCGCGCGGACGCCGAGGCCCGCGCGGCGGCGCUCGAGGAGGCCCGCGAGGCCGCGGUCGCGCGCGAGCGCGGCGCGGCCGCGGCGCUCGAGGCCGCGCGCGCGCGCUUCGCGGCGGAGGCCGACGAGGCCCGCGCCGAGGCCGGCGCGGAGCGCGCGAAGCGCGAGGCCCUCGAGGCGGAGAAGGACGCCCUCGAGGCCGCGCGGCGCGACGCCGUCGCGGCCGCGGCGCGCGCCGGGGCCGAGAAGGACGCGCUCGCGGCCGAGGCCGCGGCCGCGCGCGAGGCGCUCGAGGCCCGGCGCGAGGCGCCGGCGCCCCUCAAGGCCGCCGCCGCGUCGCCGGACCCGCGGCGCGAGCGGCCGCCCGCCGAGGCGCCCGUGCCCGCCGUCGCCGCGGCGACGCCGCUCCCGCGGGACCGCGGUGCGUUCGAGACGCCCUACGCCGAGCCGCCGUCGGCAAAUUCGGCCGCCUACACGCCGGCCUUCGAGCCCGAGGGCACGCCCGCCGCGGGGCCCGCGCCCGCACCCGACGACUGGGAGGAGCUCUUCGACGACGCCGAGGGCCGCGCGUACUACUGGUCCAAGGCCCGCGACGAGUCGCGCUGGGACAAGCCCGCCUGCCUCGUGACGCUCUACUCGGACUGGGAGAAGCACUUCGACGCGGCGUCGCAGCACUACUACUACUACUCCGAGAGCCGCGGCGAGUCGACGUGGGACGCGCCCGAGCCCACGCGGCGGCCCGGCGGCGCGACGCCGACGCCGCGCAAGGUCCCCAUGGCCGCCGGCGAGGGCGCCGACGUGGAGGGCCUCUGGGCGAAGGCGCUGCAGCUCUCGGAGGGCGGCGAGGUCCACGAGGCGAUCCUGCACUUCGAGUGCGCCUCCGCGGAGCUCGAGCGCCAGCUCGCGGCCGCGGCGUCCGUGCCGAACGCGGACCGCGUGCGGUCCCUGCUCGGAGAGCUGCUCGCGAAGCUCGGGUCCGAGGUCGAGCUCCACCUCAACUACCUCCGGGGCAACCACUGGGUGGCCCUCGCCCUCGAGCCGCCGGCGGGCGACGACGCCGUGAAGAAGGCGUACCGGCGGCUCGCGCUGCGCUACCACCCGGACAAGAGCCGCGUGUCGCCGAAGAUCUUCACCAUCGUCGGCAAGGCCCACGAGGUCCUGCGGCACCCGGAGCGGCGGAAGCGCUACAAGCCGGACAAGUCCGCGACGGCCUGGAAGGUCUACCGGCGGGAGCACGCGGCCGAGUUCCGCGCGCCGACGCGGACGAAGCAGCCCUGGAAGCCGACGCCCGACGGCGCCGCCCGGGAGUACCGCGCGAGCCGCGGCUCCGCGAGCUCGCCGCAGAAGAAGCCCAAGGCGCCCGCCGCGCCCGCGCCGCCGCUGAGCGUCGACCGCGUCCGGGCCAUGAAGGUCGGCGAGCUCAAGGAGCGGCUCAAGUUCUUCGGCGUCCCCGCGACGGGCGAGCGGCGCGACCUCGAGGCGGACCUCAUCCGCGCGGCGGCGCUCAAGCCGCGGACGCCGCCGUCGGCCGCGGCCGUCGGCGCGGAACUCCGCGCGUCGUCGCCCGCGACGUGCGCGCGGCGCGUCGCGGGCCUCAACGCGGCGACGCUGCGGGAGCUCCUCGAGCGCGCGGGCCGCGCCGAGCCGCCCCGGGCCCGCGGCGCGCUCGAGACGGCCGUCGUCGCCGCGUACGCGGUGUCGCGCGCGCGCGGCGAGCCCGUCUUCCCCCGGUCGCCGGACGCCAAGCGGGCGCCGGACUUUGCCGCGCCCGCCAAGGCCGACCGGCCGUCCUUCGACGAGCGGCCCGCGGCGUCGCCGGAGCCGGCCGCGCCCGCGCCCGCGGAGCCCAAGGCCGACGCGCGCGCGCCCGAGCCGGCCGCGGCGUCCGAGCCCGAGCCCGAGCCCGCGGCGCCACCGCGCGAGCCCCCCUGGGCCGCGGCGCCCGCGGCGCCCUACGACGACGGCGACGCGUCCGACGACUCGGGCCUGCUGCCGGCGGCCGGCGGCUUCGUCGGCAGCCUCCGCGCGCGCGCGCGGAGCGCGUCGUCGGGCCGCCGCGAGCCCGCCGUCGGGCCCGUCCACGUCGCCGCGGCGCGCGAGGGGGGCGGCGACGUCCAGUCCGAGGUCGACUUCUGGGUCCAGGGCGCGCGGACCCACGCGACGCCCCGCCUCGGCGCGCCGUCGCCGCGGCGGACGCCGCGCGAGGCGCCGCCGCCCGAGGCGCCGGACCCGGGCCUCGUGGACCCGGGCGGCGGCUGGUGCGAUGCUUUCACGCCCGUCGCGGCCCGCGCCGAGGAGUCGGCGCAGCAGCGGCGCGGGGUGCGCUUCGAGGGCGAGGGGAGCGAGCGGAGCCUGCGGUCGGGGAGCCCGGGCCGGCCGACGUUCAGCCCGGGCCGGCUGUCGAUGCUGAGCCCGGGCAGCGCGCGGCGUUUGAGCCUCGCGCGGCAGUUCACGCGGACGACGUUGGUCAUGCCGAGCCCGUUCCAGAUCGCCGCGGCGACGAUGCUCACGCGCGUGCGGCGCACGCGGAGCGCGGGCGGGAGCUCCUUCGCCAUCAUCGACCCCAUGUCGCCGCGGCUCCAGGCGUUCGAGGCCUUCUGCCUCGUCAUGACGAUGAUCACGGCGUUCACGACGCCGUUCGAGAUGGCCUUCGUGCCCGCGCUGCGGCCGCCCCUCAAGUCCAACGGCUUCUUCCUCACGAACCGGUGCCUCGACGCCGUCUUCUUCGUCGACUUCUGGCUCCGCUUCCUCUGCGUGCCCUACCGGAGCGGGACGCGCGCGAACCACUUCGUCAAGGAGCGGCGGCUCAUCGCGCGGCACUACGCGCGGACCUGGAUGCUGCCGGACCUGAUCGCCCUCGUGCCCUUCGACCUGCUGACCUACGAGCCCUUCAACAUCCACCUGUCGUCCGUCGUCGUGACCGCGCUGCGGCUGCUGCGGCUCGUGCGCAUGCUUAAAUUGGGCCGCGUCGUCACGCUCGUGGAGCGCUGGUCCGAGGCGUCGAGCGUGCCCUACGCCUACAUCGAGAUCUGCAAGCUCAUGAGCUUCAUCUUCAUGACCGUGCACUGGGUCGCGUGCGCGUGGGGCCUGCUGGGCGAGCUCGAGGCGGGCGACCACUUCUCGUGGGUCGACGCGCUCCGGAGCGGCAUGGCGUCGACCUGCGAGUCGCAGGACGCCCACGACGCCAUCCUCGUCUAUCUGCAGAGCCACCAGGGCACGCCCCAGGCCACCUACCUCGCGGACAAGAUCAGCGUCACGAAGGAGAGCUACAGGGACUCCUUCCACCGGCCGUCGUGCGAGAAAUUCGACACGCGGCGGUCCAAGUACGUCGUCUCGCUCUACUUCGCCGUCUACACGCUCACGGGCAUCGGCUACGGCGACGUCAACGCCGUGACGCGCGCGGAGUACUGCCUCGCGACGGCGUGCGUCAUGUCGACGGCGAUCCUGUGGGCGUUCCUCAUCGGCAACUUCUGCGCCAUCGUCGCGUCCAUGGACAAGCACCCGGCGCGCUUCCGGGGCGCCAUGGACGACCUCAACUCCAUGCUCAGCGAGAGCGAUUUGGACCCGGAGCUCUGCGUCCGCGUCCGCGACUACUUCUCGCACUCGCGGAAUCUGAUGCGGACGCGCGACUACCACGAGCUCGACGCGCUCAUGAGCGCGGGGUUGCGGGGCGAGGUCGCCGGCGUCGUGUCGGAGACGUGGCUCGAGAAGGUCUGGUACUUCCGGAACUCGUCGAAGGCGUUCAUGCGCGAGCUGUCCAUGCUCAUGGGCCCGCUCAUGUUCGCGCCCUUCGAGACCGUGGACGCGGGCGCGUCGCUCCUCAUCAUCCAGCGGGGUUUGGUCAUGCUCGGCGGCCGCAUGCUCACGCGGGGCGACCACGUGGGCCACGAGUUCAUCGUCGUCCGCGACGAGGAGCGCGUCGCGUUAGACGCGGAGCGCGGCGUCGUCGACAGCCGCGUGUCGCCGAGCGCGUUCACCUACGUCGAGGUGCUCGAGCUGCGCCAGGAGGACCUGCUCGCGCUCUUCCCGCUCUUCCCGGAGGAGGCCGCGCGCGUCACGACCGCGUCCCGCUGGCUCGUGAUGAAGAUCGCGCUCCUGAAGUGGGCCAAGGCGAAGCUCGCGCGCGAGCGCGCCGACGCGCAGCGCGCGCCCGGGACCGCGCCCGCCGGCGGCGCCGCGGCGCCCGCGGCGGUCGCGGCGGUCGCGCGCGAGGGGCGGUCGCCGGGCCGGCCGCGGCCGGCGGGGGGCGGCGACGCGCCACCGAACGCCUUCGUGGACCAGCACCUCCAGAACCGGUCCAAGGUCGGCCGGGCCCUCGUCGCGUCCAACUCCAUGUCGCGGGGCACGCUCCUCAACGGCCUCGUCGUCUCGCCGACGAACCGCCUCACGUUCCGCCAGACGGCGGUGCUCUCCGACGGCGUCUUCGGCGGCUCCCGGCCCUCGCCGGGCGCGUCGACCGCGGCGUCGUCCGCGGGGCGCGGACCGCGGGCCGGCGACGGCGGCGCCGCGCGGCUCCGGUCCCGCGUCGCGCGGCUCCGCGAGGCCGCGCUCGACGCGAACCGCGAGAUCGAGCAGCUCGCGCGGCUCCUCGCCGACGACGACGAGCCCCGGCCCCGGGGCGACUCCGACCCCGUCGAGACGGUGCACACUGGCAUGCGACCGCUCCUGCGGCUCGCGCUCUGGUCGCGCGUCGCGCGCGGCAUCUGGCCGACGCCGCGGGCCUGGAGCACGCCGGCGGACGCGGGCGUCCGGCGGCUCCCGGAGGCCGGCCUGCCGGCGCUGACGAUCGACGGCUGCGAGGAACCGUGGUGCGGCCGCAUCGCCGCCGCCUACGACCGCCUCGCGCCGCCGCGGCUCGCGCCAGGCACGCCGCCGCACGCGCGGCCGCCCGCGGCGGUCGCCGCCGAGGCCGCCGCGUUCGGCGCGCCGCGCGAGCGCGCGGCCGCGGCGCUCGGCGUCGGGCCGUCGUGGUACGAGGACGACGUCGCGCUCGCCGGCCGCCGGGACGCGGGCGCGAUCGCGCGCGUCGUGGUCUCCGUCGGCGGCGGCGCCGGCGACGAGUCCUACGCGCUGCGGCUCGCCGAGGGCGACGACGUCGUGCGCGCGUCCGCGGCCGUGUCCGCGGCGGCGCCCGAGGGCGCGCUCCGCGCGCUCGCGUCCCUGGGCCAGCUCUGGCGCUGGGACGGCGCGCGCCACGCGCUCCCGUCGGCGUUCGACGUCGAGGACGCGCCGCGCCACGCGUGGCGGGGCCUGCUCCUCGACACGUCGCGCCACUUCUGGCCCCUCGCGCGCGUCCACCGCGCGCUCGACGCCAUGGAGGCGCUGAAGCUCAACGUGCUCCACUGGCACGUCGUCGACUCGCAGUCGUGGCCCUGGGCGGCGAACGCGACGGCGCCGCGCCCCUACUGCGGCGCCUGCGUCUACACGAGCGCCGACGUCGCGGCCGUCGCCGCGGCCGCGCGGGACCGGGGCAUCGCGGUCGUGCCGGAGCUCGACGCGCCGGGCCACGGCGGCGCGGCGCCGGCCGCGGCGACCUGCCCGGAGCUCGCGGCGACGGACCGCGGCGCGGUCGCGCGCGGCCGGGGCCCGGGCGGCCGCGACGGCGGCGCCGGGAGCACGGAGCACGGCCUCGACGCCGUCGCCUGGGGCGCCGCCGGCGCCGCCGGGGUGGACGACGCCGCGCGCGCGCUCUCCGCGCUCGUCGGGGAGCUCGCGGCCGCGGCGGGCGCGGCGCACGUCCACGUCGGCGGCGACGAGGUCGACGCCGGCUGCUGGGCCGAGGACGCGGCGCGCCGCGGCGCGGCGCCGGACGCGGGCUUCGAGGCGGCGGCGGACUGGGCCCGCGCGCGCGAGGCCGCGCUGCUCCGCGCGUCCGCGGACGCCGCGCGCGCCGCGGGCGCGACGCCCGUGUUCUGGGACGACGCGCUCGACGCCGGCGACCCCGCGACGCUCGCGGGCGGCCUCGUGCAGAUCUGGCGCGGCUGGCUCGGCGUGCCCGGCCUCCUCGCCUACGCGAGCACCCUCGGGCUCGCGGGCGCCAUCGUCUCCGACGGCAUGUACCUCGACUACGACCACGAGGGCUGGGACCAGGUCCUGCGGCGCGGCCGGCUCCCGGACCACGCGCUCGUCGUCGGCGGCGAGGCGUGCUCCUGGGGCGAGCACAACGAGCGCCUCGACGCGCGGCUCGUGAAGCUCGCCGCGGCGGCCGAGCGGCUCUGGGGCGGCGCCGCGGCGGACGCGGCCCGCGCGGGCGACCUCGUCGGCCCGCGGCUCCGCCUCUCGGCGCUGCGCUGCCACCUCCUGCGGCGCGGCCACGACGCUACGCCGCCCGUGCUCCCGGACCUCUGCCUCGCGGGGCCGCCGCGCGGGCCCGCCGACGCCCCGCCGCCGGCGUCGAGGGCGCCCGCGGUCGUCACGAUCGCCGCGCCCUGGUACCGCUCCCGCGCCGCCGCGAGACUCGAGGACGCGGCGCUGGCCGCCGCCGUCGCCUUCAUCGUCGCGUCCCGCGUGCGGAGGCGGAGGCCGAAUAAGGAGGAUUGA